AUGGAUCAGCAGGUGUUCGACGGCGACCCAUUCGUGCGUAGCAUCUCGCCGCCGGAAGAGAACACCUUCUCUGCCGAGCUGCCGUGGCCGGAUCUUGACUUCGACGCCGGCCUUUACGAGCUCCCCAAGCCGGUCGCCAACGAGACCUCCUCGGGCGGCUCAAGCUCCCAGAGGAAGCUCAACCACAACGCGUACGAGCGCGACCGCCGGAAGCAUCUCAAUGAGCUCUACUCCUCGCUCCGCUCUCUCCUCCCUGACGCCGAUCACACAGAGAAGCCCAGCAUUGCCACCACGGUGUCUGAAGUCCUCAAGUACAUUCCCGAGCUGCAGACGGAGGUUGAGAAUCUAGAGCGGAGGAAGAAGAAGCUGAUGAAUGCCAACUGCAAACGAGGAGUGGCGAACCUGAGCGGGAGCACAGCUCCCAUUGUUUCUGUUAAUUGCCUCAACGAGAUGGAAAUCAUGGUUCAGGUCAGCUUUUUGAGUAACUCGGCAGAAGCAGCUCUUCCCUUCUCCGUGUGUAUAGAAGUACUGGAAAACGAGGGUCUUCACCUGAUCAGUUCAUCCACUUUCUCCCCCACUGAGAACAGAACGUUUUAUAGCCUCCAUCUUCAGAGGAGUGAGGCCGUAAUCAGCAAGGAGUGCUCCGCGUUCUGUGAUGAGCUGAAGAAAGCCGCCAGGAGCAAGAGCAAAGCAGCACGGAUGCAGCAGUGAGUGCGACGGCUGAACGCUAGCUUCUGAGGCGUGCUGGUGAUUUGCAAGUAUUGGACUGUGGUGUUGUGCCGUGUGCUAGAUAAUAAUGAGAUG
Molecule: messenger RNA, 804 nt
Organism: Panicum hallii
Lineage: Eukaryota; Viridiplantae; Streptophyta; Magnoliopsida; Poales; Poaceae
Product: protein IRON-RELATED TRANSCRIPTION FACTOR 2-like
Exons: 3
Coding region: 1-711 (236 amino acids)
Biological process (GO): regulation of transcription by RNA polymerase II
Cellular component (GO): RNA polymerase II transcription regulator complex
Molecular function (GO): protein dimerization activity; DNA-binding transcription factor activity, RNA polymerase II-specific; RNA polymerase II transcription regulatory region sequence-specific DNA binding
Source: RefSeq, a predicted model, not a curated record